This is a messenger RNA of Maudiozyma barnettii, 984 nucleotides long. RefSeq names its product septin CDC10 (gene CDC10). Lineage: Eukaryota; Fungi; Ascomycota; Saccharomycetes; Saccharomycetales; Saccharomycetaceae. Gene Ontology annotation, molecular function: GTPase activity; GTP binding; molecular adaptor activity. Gene Ontology annotation, cellular component: septin complex; microtubule cytoskeleton; septin ring. The transcript has a single exon. Bases 1 to 984 code for a protein of 327 amino acids. The record is from RefSeq and is a predicted model, not a curated record. Gene Ontology annotation, biological process: cytoskeleton-dependent cytokinesis.
AUGUCCGAAAUUCAGCCAAGUUCCUAUGUCGGUUUCGACACGAUCACUAACCAGAUCGAACAUAGAUUAUUGAAGAAAGGUUUCCAAUUCAACAUUAUGGUUGUAGGUAAUUCUGGUCUAGGUAAAUCCACCUUGAUCAAUACCCUGUUUGCCUCUCAUUUAGUCGAUUCGAAGACAGGUGACGAUAUUUCAAAUUUACCUAUCACACAAACUACUGAGAUCAAGAUCUCUCAACAUACUUUGAUCGAAGAUAGAGUCAAAUUGAACAUUAAUAUCAUUGACACUCCAGGGUUUGGUGAUCAAAUCAAUAACAAUAAAGCCUGGGAGCCAAUUGUUAAAUAUAUCAAAGAACAACAUUCAAACUAUUUGCGUAAGGAAUUGACAGCACAGAGAGAAAAAUUCAUUAAGGAUACUAGAGUCCAUGUCAUCCUUUAUUUCAUUGAACCAACCGCUACAAAACAUUUGACACCUUUAGAUGUCGCAACUCUAAGAAGAGUCUCUGAGAUUGCUAAUGUUAUACCUGUCAUUGGUAAGGCUGAUACUUUGACCAUGACAGAAAGAGAAUCAUAUAGAGAAAUCAUACAGAACGAUUUUAAGAAUUAUGAUUUAAACAUCUAUCCUUAUGACUUAGAAGAGCUGACUGAAGAUGAGCUUGAAUUGAAUAGUAGUAUCAGAUCUAUUAUUCCAUUUGCUGUGGUUGGUUCUGAGAAAGAUAUAGAGAUUGACGGUGAAACUGUCAGAGGUAGAAAAACUCGUUGGGGUGCCAUCAAUGUUGAAGAUAUAAAUCAAUGUGAAUUUGUGUAUUUGAGAGAAUUUUUGAUUCGAACACAUUUACAAGAUUUAAUUGAAACAACGUCGUUUAUUCAUUAUGAAAAAUUCAGAUCGAGACAAUUGAUUGCAUUAAAAGAAAAUGCAAGUAAUCGUCAAUCAUCUACUCAAAUGCAACAGCAACAACAACAACAAGCACAACAACAAGCUGCUUAA